AUGAGACAGGGAAGAAGGGGGAAAAACCUCAAAAGGUUGACAAACAGAGGGAAGGGGGGUGAAUGGGUGUGACAUCACGCAGGAUUGUCAACAGAACAGGUGACAUUCCUGCAACCUGUGUCAGAGGGAAAAAAGUAGGCCUAGUUGUUUCAAGAGGAAGUAAAGAAGUCUAUUGUGCAUGGUGGUGGCGAAUGAGCAUACACUGCUUGCUCCUAUGUCCAGAAAACAUGGCUUGUUUUGCGAUUAAAUCACAGCCACUGUGAGAACAAGUCACAGCUGGAGUUAGGAGUAGCCAACAAACCAGAGGCCUAAGGAUCACCAUGCCUCAAAAGAUGGGCCAUAAGAGACAUGGUAGCAUCGACCUUCUGGAGGUGAUCGGAGUAGUCAACGAGAAGGGCAGCACAAUUCAUCUUCCACCCUCAGUGCACACCCCUCUGACCUAUGACUAUGUGUUGGUGGCGGACCACGUGGAGGACCUCAGCAGCGAGGUGUCCAGGAAGCAGGUGGCCUUCAUCAACGCCCUGAAGGACAAAAAGUUGAAGAUAGCGAAACUCUUUGACAAUGACAAAGUGUUUUAUGGCAUUAAAGCGCCUAAGGAGAUCUUCGAGAAGUACAGAUACCUGUUGAAGGUUUCCGAUGCCUGUAACUGGAGCUAUGAACAGCAGGGCAUUGUCCCCCUCUCCACAAGGAUAAGGAUAGUGAACUUUAUUUUGCAUCAUACCUGUCUAUAUGAUACAAAAGGUGACACAGGAGAAUACCUGCAAGACCUGAUUAAGAAGAAUGUAUUCGAGGCCGAGUUUUGUUUACAUGAGAAAAAGGAGCAGAAGGAGCUGAGGAUGAGCUGGGCUCGCUGGUCUGCCUGUUUCCAGGGGCAACCGAUUAGUAAUGUGAGGAACUAUUUUGGUGAGAAGGUAGCGCUAUAUUACUUGUGGCUGGGCUGGUACACCUUUCUCCUCAUCCCGGCAGCUCUCCUCGGCAUCAUAGUUUUCCUCUACGGCCUGGCCUUCUACCAGAGCAGCCCACUCAUAAAAGAGGUGUGUGAAUCUGAUACAGUCAUGUGCCCCCUGUGUGACAAGAAGUGCAAAGUGUGGAGUCUUAAUGAGACCUGCUCUUAUGCAAAGAUGAACCUUCUUUUUGACAAUGAAGGCACUGUGGCAUUUGCCAUGUUUAUGGCUGUAUGGGCUACAGUUUUCCUGGAGUUCUGGAAGAGACACAGAGCCUCUUAUGUCUGCGAGUGGAAGGUAUUCGAUUGGUCAGAGGAAGAGGAGGAGCUUAUUCUGGAGAUUGUUAACGACGCUGAGUGUGAACCCAAGCAACAUAGGCACUCCUACCUGAGGAGCAUACUGGUUAUGGUCUUAGUCACCCUUAUGUUGGUGUUGAUCAUCGGUUUGGCCCAUGCGCUGGUGGUGUUCCGGGUGAUAGCGGCGGUGCACCUGACGGAGAGCAGCUGGGAGUACCUGAGUGACCACGCCAACAUCGCGGCCCUCAUGAUGGGAGCCGUGCUACACUACAUUACCAUCACCAUCAUGAAUCGGGUCAACCGACUUGUGGCCACCAAGCUGUGUGACAUUGAGCGUGUGCGUUCCCAUGCUGGUAAGCAGCGCAGCUUCACAGUCAAGAUGUUCACCUUCCAGUUCUUCACCCUCUUCUCCUCCCUCAUCUACACAGCUUUCUUCCUGGGCAGGAUAAAUGGACGGCCCGGAAAAUAUGUGAGGAUAGAGCAGAAGUGGAGGCUGGAGGAGUGUCAUCCUAGUGGUUGCCUGACUGACCUCUUCAUUCAGAUGGCUAUCAUCAUGAUCCUGAAGCAGAGCAUCAACAAUGUGUUUGAGUUCACAGGCCCCUGGUUCCACCGCUGGCUGAAGCGCAACAAGUUGCCUCGUCAGAAGAGGAAGUGUGCCAACUGCUACGUGAAGGAGAACCAGGAGCCCCAGGCCGGAGUGGAGCUGUGCGACAACUGCAAACUGCAGGACCUGCAGCGCAACUACCGCCUCAACAAAGUGGACUGCUUCAGCCUCUUCAAUGAGUUCCUGGAGAUGGUCAUCCAGUUCAGCUUCACCACCAUCUUCGUGGCAGCCUUCCCCCUGGCCCCUCUGCUGGCUCUCCUCAACAACAUCAUUGAGAUCCGCCUGGACGCCAUCAAGAUGGUGAGCCUGGAGCGCCGCCUAGUGCCACAGAAGACCAACAACAUCGGAGUGUGGACUGAUGUGCUGGAGGCCGUGGGUGUGCUAGCGGUCAUAGCUAACGGACUGGUGAUCGGCAUUUCAUCGGACUUCAUCCCUCGCCUGGUGUAUAAGUACUACUAUGGGCCAUGCUACAACUCCACCUCCACCAACUGUAUGGAAGGCUACAUCAACAACACACUGUCCAUAGUGCAGGUGAAUGAUCCGCGGGUCAUGCACGAUUUCGAUCCUGAUCAGCUAAGGACACAUGAUGGCCAAAACGUCACUCACUGCAGCUACAAGGACUACCGCAGCAGUGAAGACUACAGCUUAACCCCUCAGUUCUGGCUCAUCUUGGCUGUCCGGCUGGCCUUUGUUAUAUUGUUUGAGCAUGUGGUGGUGAUUUUCAAGUUCAUCGCUGGCUGGUUUGUUCCUAGUUCAUCACUGCAAGUUAAAAACACCAGACUACAGGAUAAACUGCAAAGGUUGAAGGAAGAGCUACGUGGAGGAGACGUAUUUUACUGACGAGAGACCCAAACUGUCCAGGAGAAAGAUUUACAAGAUUCAGCUCAGUCCAUACAAUCCAUCCAACGCUUGGGACCAAUGUGCCAGUUGUGUAAAUGUACAAGCAAACAAUCAAUCACAACUGUUUAAUUGUUACAAAGUUUAGAGCAGAGAAAUGACCUCUGUGAAAAGCCAAGAACGAGGCAGACUUACAGUAUCAGAAGGCAAUCUGCUCUAUAGAUCUCCACAGUGUAAAAAGGGUUGUCAAUGUUGUAGAGUAAACUUAUAUAAAGUAUUUACAACACUGAGUGAAAAGUCAGGGUAACAUUCUGCAGGUAGCCAGUCCAAUUUCACUCCACAGCUCUUAAUGUUUACACAAUGUUAACUAUGAAAAUGUUACACUGACCAAAGAGUAAAAAUAACACUAUUUUGAGUGGGACCAAAUGUUAAAUGGAGAUAAUUUCAGUUCAAAGUUAUAUUAACACUGGUGUUUUUACUGUGUGUAAGUGCUGAUGAAGCCCCAGUAGACAUAUAGGGGCUUAUGAUCAAAAAGUGGACUGAGAACCGCCUUAUACAAGCUCACCUCGGACUGUAAUUCCAGUGAAUGUCUGAAACGAAUUGCAAUUUUGCCUUUGUGAUCCUGGUUGGCAAAACCACCUGAAUGCUCAAGGAUACUAGGGUUGAACUAUUAUGUAAAUGUAUUGUAACAUCUAAAAGAGUAAUUAAUUAUUUUAAUAGGCAUAUUGUGUAAAUAGCUUAUUGUUCCGUUUGAAAUUCCUCUUAGUGCCAUAUUAUUCUGCUUACUGCGUACUAUACAUGGUGCUUCUGGGAAAUGAAGGACUUGUUACAUUUUUUUAUACAAAUUAAAUUUUUAAGAAUUAACGCUCUCUGCU
Engraulis encrasicolus (European anchovy) is the source of this 3556-nucleotide messenger RNA. RefSeq names its product anoctamin-9. Bases 321 to 2684 code for a protein of 787 amino acids. Gene Ontology annotation, cellular component: plasma membrane. The record is from RefSeq and is a predicted model, not a curated record. Gene Ontology annotation, molecular function: chloride channel activity; protein dimerization activity. Gene Ontology annotation, biological process: chloride transmembrane transport. Lineage: Eukaryota; Metazoa; Chordata; Actinopteri; Clupeiformes; Engraulidae. The transcript has 24 exons.